This is a messenger RNA of Papilio xuthus (Asian swallowtail), 1639 nucleotides long. RefSeq names its product deoxycytidylate deaminase. The coding region runs from base 191 to 763 and encodes 190 amino acids. The record is from RefSeq and is a predicted model, not a curated record. NCBI's taxonomy places the organism in Eukaryota, Metazoa, Arthropoda, Insecta, Lepidoptera, Papilionidae. Gene Ontology annotation, cellular component: cytoplasm. Gene Ontology annotation, molecular function: dCMP deaminase activity; zinc ion binding. The transcript has 5 exons.
UUUAUUUCCCGCGUAAAGUUUUACACACAACAUAUAAAGGAUAAUAUGUAAAUCAAUUAAAUAUCAAUUGUUUAAAGAUGACAAUAUCAAGUGCUAAUUGAUAUAGAGUGUACUCAUCAGCUAAACAGUAACAGUUCAGUUAUUACUCUUAUCAGAGCCAGUUACUUUAAAUAAAUUGUAAAUAACAAGUAUGGAUCUAACCGAAGAGACUAAAAAUCUGUCUAUUAAUGAUCAGAAUUUACAAACUAAACGAAGUGGGUAUAUAGAUUGGCAGGAAUAUUUUAUGGCAACGGCAUUCUUAGCAGCUAAACGCAGUAAAGAUCCAAGUUUUCAAGUUGGAGCUUGCGUUGUAAACAGAGAUAAUAAGAUUGUUGGAAUUGGAUACAAUGGUAUGCCAAUAGGAUGUGAUGAUGAUGAAUUUCCUUGGGGAAAGAAUACACCAUCACCAUUAGAUAGUAAAUAUUUGUAUGUUUGUCAUGCGGAAAUGAAUGCAAUUGUAAACAAAAAUUCAGCGGAUGUCAAAGAUUGUAUAAUUUAUGUUGGAUUAUUUCCUUGCAAUGAAUGUGCGAAGAUUAUAAUACAAUCAGGUAUCACUGAGGUUGUAUAUUUAUCAGACAAGAAUGGCCACAAACCAACAUAUAUUGCUUCUAAAAGGAUGUUUGAUGCUGCCGGAGUUAAAUAUUGGCAAUUCAAACCAAAGAAUGAUAAAAUUGUGAUCAAUUUCACAGGCAUCGAUUGGGAAAACAUGAGUCCAUCCAAAUGACUUUAUUGUCACAUUGCUCACUAUAUGUCCCCACUGAGGGGCUCGGAGAUAGGGAAUAUUGUCAUAUGUGAUAUUUUUAAUGUUACUGUAUUUUUAUAUUUACUUGACAUAAUUAUGCCUUAAACAUAAGAGAUCAUAUUUUAAUUAAAUGAAACAAAUAUAUGAAUAAUUUUGUAAAAUAAAAUUUUAUUACUUUAUGUACAAGUUGACGUGGGCACAAAAUACUCCAAUCAUACAACCAAACAGAAAAUCAACGGCUGUGUCCCAAAUAAAAGAUUUUUUACAAAAUAUAAAAAUUGAAAACAGAAUUUGUAUCCUUAUUGAAAUGAAUUGUGUUCUCGGGUGAGUCACUUUUUUACAUUUUAUAAAUAAACCAAAGAAAAAGAAGUCAAAUGCACAAUUUUACAUACAUUUUUCAAUUAAAAGGGUUCACACGGAGUGGAAAAUAAUUUGUCUAACUAAAGUGCACACGGUUACAAUUCGGAGUAUUUAAUUAUAUAAUUAUUGUCCAAACUUUACAAAUAUCUACAGAGAAUAAAAUAAAAAAAUCAUAGUGUUUAAGUCCCGUUUGUUAACGACUCAAACGUUUUUCACAGUGUAAUUUAAUUAGACAGACUUGCAUAGAUCUGGUGUUCCAAUGAUAUUGUACAGUAAAAACUUAAAAAUAAUAAUUAUUUACAAAGCGUACCUCACUUCACUUGUCAAAUAUUGCUUGAGGUUCGUCUUUAUUAAAUUGCCACACAAUUUUAUUUUAUUUUAUUUUUUUACAUCUAAGAACAGUCAUUAAAUUACGAAUCCUAAAUUACAUUUUGUUAAAUUGCAUUUUUAUUGAACACUUCAGAGGCCACACAUUAAUUUAUAAAAUAAAUCAGAUGG